Molecule: messenger RNA, 517 nt
Organism: Daphnia pulicaria
Lineage: Eukaryota; Metazoa; Arthropoda; Branchiopoda; Diplostraca; Daphniidae
Exons: 2
Coding region: 101-439 (112 amino acids)
Source: RefSeq, a predicted model, not a curated record
CCGAUUGCUCGUCCCAGUAUAAAAGACUCGGCGGGAUGAGAGAAGUUCGAACACACUCUUCCGUCUCACUUUUCAGUACCUCUCUCCACUCUCAAUCAACAUGCAAGUCAUCGCCGUCCUCUUGGUUUGCUUGGCCGCCGCCAACGCUUUCGUCAUCCCAGCCACCACCUUCGUCCGUGCUCCGGCUCAUGACAGCGCCAUCAUCAAGUCCGACCGUCUUGGUGGAAACUUCGCUUAUUCCACUGUUGAGGGCCACGCCUACGCCGCCGUUACCCCCGUCGUCCAGCGCGUCCUCACCCCCGUCGGAGUCUCUCACCACGCCGUUGCUACCCCAUACUUCGGUUACCCAGCAUACGGUUAUGCCGGCUACCCUUACGGUUCAUUCGUCGCUCCCGCUGCCGUUGACGCCAAAGCUGGCCAUCCCGUUUUGGUUGCAUAAACAAGAUAUUCCAAGAUGUACCGAUACUUAUUCAGAUGAUUCGAAAUUUUUUAUACAAUUCACUGAUUCGUGAGAAAA